AUGGCGAAGAAACCCUAUAUUCCGCCCUUAAUCGGGUGGUUGUACGAUCUAGUCUUAUGGACUUUCUCAGUCUUGAUAGACCUUUUCUUCCGGGAGGUUCAUCCUCGUGGUUCAUGGAAGAUUCCUCGAAGGGGGCCAAUGAUCAUUGUGGCAGCUCCCCACGCCAAUCAGUUUGUCGAUUCGUUGGUUCUCAUGCGUGUCCUGCGCACCGAAGCGCAUCGCCGGAUCUCAUUCCUGAUUGCGGAAAAAUCGUUUCGACGCAAGUUUAUCGGGUUUUUGGCAAGAAACAUUGGGACUGUGCCCGUGUCUAGAGCAAUGGAUAUGUUGAAACCUGGCCAGGGCACGGUAUAUCUACCAGACCCUAUCAAUGAGCCUACUUUGUUGCGCGGUGUGGGGACCAACUUUGAGGGACCCGGCUUUGAGAAGGACGGCACAAUUGCGCUACCGACGAUCAACGGGACAUCGCAUAGCGAAAGUAUUGCUGCGAUUCGCGGACCGGAGGAACUGGUGUUGAAGAAACCCUUCACACACAAGGAUGCGCUAUUCCAGCUAACGGGCCGAAAGGAUAUCACGGACGAUGGUAAAUUCACUGGAGAGGUGUCAGACCAGGAUCGCAAGGAGUUCAAAGGCUCCAAGUUCAAGGUUGCACCACAUGUAGACCAAAGUGCAGUGUACGAUGCAGUCUUCGCAAGACUUCACUCAGGUGGCUGUAUUGGCAUUUUCCCUGAAGGAGGAAGUCAUGAUCGCCCAGAUCUGCUUCCCUUAAAACCUGGUGUGGCUCUCAUGGCGCUUGGUACUUUGGCUGAGAAUCCAGACUGCGGUUUGACUAUCGUACCCUGUGGAAUGAACUACUUCCAUGCGCACAAGUUCCGUUCAAGGGCGGUGAUUGAAUUUGGCAAUCCCCUAGAAGUUCCCAGAGAGUUGGUUGAGAAGUAUAAGAACGGGGACCGCAGGGGGGCCGUCGGCCCGUUGCUAGAGUUGAUAUAUCAAAGUCUUGUGGCAGUGACUGUAACAAGUCCUGAUUAUGAGACGCUGAUGGUUAUCCAAGCCGCUCGACGCCUGUACAACAUCAAGGGAAAGAAGCUCCCCCUUCCGAUGGUGGUUGAACUGAACCGUCGUCUGGUCAAAGGAUACUCCCAUUUCAGAGACGACCCACGGAUCAUUAGUUUGAAGAAGUCCAUCGCAGACUAUAACAAAGAGUUGCGGCUUCUGGGACUUCGGGACCACCAGGUUGAUUAUGCGAAAUUCUCGUACAUCCAGGUGAUUGCGACACUGAUCUAUCGUUUGGUCAAAUUGGCACUCCUAGCAAUUGGAACGUUACCUGGGCUUCUUCUCUUCGCGCCUGUCUUCAUCGCGACGAAGAUCAUCUCAAAAAAAAAAUCCAAGGAGGCGCUCGCUGCUUCGACGGUCAAACUUCAAGGUCGCGAUGUAAUGGCGACUUGGAAACUUCUCGUCGCUCUUGCAUUUGCCCCUGCUUUGUACGCGUCUUACACUAUAGCCUUCACUUACUGGGCCUACCGUAACCGCAUAAACGGACUCGUUCCCGACAGGGUACCGUUAUGGACAUUUGUACCAAUCGGCAUGAUUCUUUUCCCAACCAUCACAUUCGCAGCUCUGCGCAUUGGUGAGAUCGGCAUGGAUAUUGUCAAGUCUUUGCGGCCGUUGAUCUUGUCACUCAACCCGUCGUCCGCCAACACCUUGGUCAAACUCCGCUUGCGACGCGCUGCACUCGCAAAGCAGGUCACGGAUACCAUAAAUACGCUCGGUCCCGAGUUGUUCCCAGACUUUGAUGCCGCUAGAAUUGUGACGGAUCCCUUCCGCGAACUCAACAGGCAGGCAGGGAAUAUCGAAAACGAACACCCACCAACUGUGGAGAUCAGAAGGGCAAGUACGGUGAACUUUGACGAAGGUUCUCCUUCACAGGAGCCACUUCCUCGGAACGAGUCUUUCCAUAACCUCUCGAAUUUUGGAUUUUUCUCAACCCGACCAUCUAGCCGCAAUCGCAGCCGCAGCCAUAGCCGCAGCAGCUCAUUUGGAGGGUUGUCGGGUACAUCAGGACAGCAGCUGAAGCCGCUCAGUCAACUAAACUCCAAAGAUGGUUAUGAAGAAGUCAGCUACAAAAUCCGUGACGCAAUGCGCGAACGGGGAGAACAGCGACGUCGGCGAAGCGAGGACAAUAGCAGCUGGGAUAUGGCCAGCACGGGCCCUGGGACCCCGCAAAGCGAGGAGAACCGAAAGGAUAUAUAA
This is a messenger RNA of Aspergillus calidoustus, 2247 nucleotides long. The record is from the annotation of a GenBank genome assembly. Lineage: Eukaryota; Fungi; Ascomycota; Eurotiomycetes; Eurotiales; Aspergillaceae.